UCCCCAUCCCCCGUGCCAUUUCAAACCGCACCUCUUCUUCUCCCUCUUCUCCCUGUUGUCUUCGCCAUGGCGGCGUCGUCCGCCUUUUACCUCCGCGCUCCCGUCUUCUCCACACAACCUACAUCCUCUUCUUCAUCUUCUUUCCUCUUUCCCUUGCCCAUUCCACACUGCCGUGCCCUUCUCUUCCGCCGGCCGUCCUCCAGCUCAUACUCGCCGUCGUCUUCUUCUUCUUCGUUUUGUUCCAGAGUGUCCACUGUUCCUGUUGAGCAGGCGUCGGCGCCCGAGUUCGAUUUCGAUGAGGAGAUCGCCCGCCUGGACGCCCUCCGCUCUCGACUCCGGGGGCAGAGUAGUCUCCGUAAGCGUCUCUCCAUUAUUGAUGCCGAUUCUAGGGUUAGGAGUUUCUUUGGAGCUCGUAGAAGUUCGCUCUUGGAUCGCUUGGAGGCUUCCGAGGUGUUGUUGCUCAAAUGCUUGGUCGCUGCCGGCCAGGAGCACGUGCUUGGGAUGGAGCUGGAGUGGGCCAGCGAGAUGCGGCAGGCGGCAGGAAGCACAUUGCGGAGGGCAUUCUAUGCGCUGGCGGAUGUGGUUGAGAAGUGGAGCUUGGAUGAUACUGAGUUGGGUGGAAACGGACUUACAGAGGGGGAAAUUGGGGACGUCGAGUUUAACCAGUUGAAGAAGCUUUUGAAGACUCUGGCGGAGAUUGAGCAAUUCUAUGACUGCAUUGGAGGGAUUAUUGGAUAUCAAGCAAGAGCAUUACGGCAUCUUUCAUCAUCAAAAGUUGAUGGGAAGUACAGGAAUUCACAUCAAAACUUUUACAAUGUCCAAAGAAGUGAGCAUGCAAAUCUUCAUGUUCCUAGAGGACUAGAUCUUCUGCAAAAUACAGAGGAUGCAUAUCAAGCUGCUAUAUGGGGAAUUGAGGGUUUACCGGAAUUAGGUGAAAUCUAUCCACUUGGUGGUGCAGGGGACCGUCUUGGAUUGGUUGAUGUUGACUCAGGUGAAUGCCUUCCUGCAGCACUGCUUCCUUUUGGUGGACGAACUCUGUUGGAAGGUUUAAUUAGGGAUCUCCAGGCUAGAGAGUUCUUAUAUUUCAAGAUCUAUGGGAAACAAUGUACUACUCCUGUUGCUAUUAUGACAAGUUCGGUGAAGAACAAUCAUAAUCACAUAACUUCACUCUGUGAAAAACUCCAAUGGUUUGGCAGAAGCCAAAAGAAUUUUCAGAUUUUUGAGCAGCCUUUGGUGCCAGUUUUGACUGCUAAAAAUGGCCAGUGGUUGAUAACAAGACCACUUUCUCUGGUCUGCAAACCUGGUGGUCAUGGUGCUAUCUGGAAGCUUGCACAUGACAAAUGCAUAUUCCAGUGGUUCUAUGGUCACGGAAGAAAAGGUGCUACCAUUCGACAAGUGAGUAAUGUUGUGGCUGCCACUGACUUGACACUUCUGGCAUUGGCGGGAUUUGGUCUGCAUUAUGGCAAGAAAUUAGGUUUUGCUUCCUGUCAGAGAAAUUCAGGAGCAACAGAGGGAAUCAAUGUUCUUGUUGAGAAACAAAAUCAUGACGGGAAGUGGUCUUAUGGUAUUACAUGUAUUGAGUACACUGAGUUUGAGAAGUUUGGCAUAAUGGAAUCAUCUAUUACAUUCAACAGUUUCCAGUCUCAGUUUCCUGCAAACACAAACAUUCUUUAUAUUGAUCUGAAAGCUGCUGAAAAAGUUGGAUCAUCUCAAGGUACAAAUUGCUUGCCAGGAAUGGUAGUGAAUCUGAAGAAGCCAGUUUCAUAUUUGGAUCAUCAUGGUAUUCAGCAUAGUGCAUCAGGGGGGAGGAUUGAAUGUACAAUGCAAAAUAUUGCUGACAACUUUCUGAAUACUUAUGACUCAAGGUGCCAGGAAGAUAUUGAAUCUGUUCUGGAUACAUUUAUUGUGUAUAAUGAAAGAAGAAGGGUCACUUCGUCAGCUAAAAAGAAAAGGAAACACAUGGACAAAUCAUUGCACCAGACCCCAGAUGGAGCACUUUUAGAUGUCAUGCGAAAUGCAUAUGAUCUUCUCUCAGUUUGUGAUAUACAAAUUCCCAGGAUUAAAGACAACAGCAAGUAUAUACAUUCUGGGCCCCCGUUUCUUAUUUUUCUGCAUCCUGCUUUAGGUCCAGUUUGGCAGGUUACAAGACAGAAGUUCUAUGGUGGUUCCAUAUCUCAAGGUUCUGAGCUGCAAAUAGAGGUGGCCGAAUUUCUUUGGAGAAAUGUUCAGCUCAGUGGAAGCCUUAUAAUUAUUGCUGAAAACAUAAUGGGCUCAACAAAGAUUAAUCAAAAGGAUGAGCCAUUACUGCAAUAUGGACAAAGAUGUGGAAGGUGUAAGCUGCAGAAUGUCAAGGUUCUGAAUAAUGGAAUUGAUUGGAUGUCUUCACACAAUGUUUACUGGAAACAUGAUGUUCAAAGAAUGGAGACUUUGAAAAUCAUUCUUCAUGGAAAUGCAGAAUUUGAGGCCACUGAUGUUGUAUUGAAGGGAAGCCAUGAAUUUAUUGUCCCAGAUGGUCAUAAAAUGCGUAUCAUCCCAGAAAAUUCAGAUUCAGGUUUCCUAGUUAAAUUAGAUCCCAUUCCAGAAGAAAUGAUGGAAACAGGUAGCUGGUUCUGGAAGUAUGAAACAAGUGAGACGAAUAUCAAUUUGGAAAUGGUAGAGUUAUAGCCUGUUUGUUUUGGCUGUACAACGGGAUUCUUGAUACCUGGCGAGCGCACAAGGAUUGCAGAUACAUCAGUUCAGCCCAAGUUGAACUUCAUGUAUGUAAUUGCUAAAUAAUGCGUAUCCUAGCUCAUUUAUUUUAAAGUUAUAUUUUGUCAUAUUUUACAACAUUAAUUGUAUCGAUAAUUUCCAAUGAUUUAAUGUUCAUAUUGGUGCGAAUUCAACUGAA
This is a messenger RNA of Zingiber officinale, 2887 nucleotides long. Its product is annotated as UTP--glucose-1-phosphate uridylyltransferase 3, chloroplastic. Lineage: Eukaryota; Viridiplantae; Streptophyta; Magnoliopsida; Zingiberales; Zingiberaceae. The record is from RefSeq and is a predicted model, not a curated record. Gene Ontology annotation, biological process: UDP-N-acetylglucosamine biosynthetic process. The coding region runs from base 67 to 2664 and encodes 865 amino acids. The transcript has 17 exons. Gene Ontology annotation, molecular function: UDP-N-acetylglucosamine diphosphorylase activity.